UCCGGCUCGAGCAAAGGAAAACCCGGCUUCGGGUUGGCAUACUGACUGGCCAGUACUCAUGGUACUGGAGUGUAGUGAAGGACGUGAUUCCGGUGUGAUGGUAGUGCCAGUCAAAGCCCGGACAACGGGACGUACAUGAACACGGUCAGGGAAAGUCCCUUUUUACGUUGACGCAAAAUGCCAAAGAUAGAAUAAAAAUAAUAAUCCAUUUCGUGCAAAGGACUUCUUAUUUUCAGUUUGAGGCAUGAAGGCUAGUUCGAGUAAGUGUUCAACAUGAUUUUACUAACGGAAAUACUACAGCACAAAUACUAGCAGUAGUGGGAGAUACAGAACUCCUUCACGAUCACCAUCAGCUCGGAAUAGCCACUACCAAUCGCUAGUCGACUGGCGUACACGGCCGCUAUGACCACCAACCAAACGGUUCAGGGAGAUGACCCGAUUGGAAAGCUGAAGACGUAUAUGACGGAGGUCAUGAAUCCUCAUCAAUAUACAAUAUUCAGUGGGUCUUACGUGAAACCAUGGAGUGCCAAGGAGGCCGAGACCGUAACGGAGAUAGAGCAGACAAUUCUCAAACUGCCAUCGGAUAACAUGGACACGUUGCUGUCAGCGUAUAUCAGGCACCUGACGACAUGCCGGAAUCACACACAGGUUGAGUUCUUCUUCAGCUUGCUGCCAAUCUUGGUGAAGAAACACAUGUUAAAUGCCAAAACACUAUGUAAUGCACUAAUAACAUACCCGCCGUUCGAGUCUGAACGAGUCUGGUGUGUGGGUCUCCGUACACUGAAGUCGGAAAUCAAGGCUGUCGACUAUAAAGGCUGCCGCGACCUGCUUCAACACUUCCUGAGUCGCAUCACAGCACUACCACGGCACAUGCCAUUUGCUACUGAGUACAGAGUAACCACCACCAUCGAGGUGUUAAAAUAUCUACUGGAUCGUGACGUUUGCCUGUUACCUGCGUACAUGGCACAAACUGAGAUUGCUCUCAAGUACAAAAGUCCCGCUGCGCACUGGAUCCUGGACGCUGUACUUCCCGCCUUUCAUCUAUCUUUCCGUCCGCUUGUCGAUGCGAUAUCCAUGCCUGGUCGUUGCUACCUCCGCCCUGUCAUCAGUACCAGCGCCAGUCACAACUACCUGUGGAAAGUUCAAGUGGAAACGCUGGAGUUUCCCCGCAAAGGAGCGCUGCCCUUUGACAAGGAAGUAUCGAUGCCGCAGAAAGACUUCCUUAUUCAAGUCUUCCGCCAGCCAUUCUCCCGAGACAUGGUCAUGCACAUCCUGAGCCUGGAGAAGAAGCCAACUCGCUAUCCAACCCAAGUUUUGGAAGACCUCAGCGCUGACGCAGUGAUUCGACUCAUGGAGGAGUCAGAGAGCAUGCUCUCAGAUGACCUGUCAAUCGGCGAGCUGGAAACAAGGACGGCCUGGCUUGAAGGCCAAUGGCAUCACAUGUCGUGUCUGCUGACCUACUUUCCUUUACACGGAUUUGUUGUUCUGUCCAACUUCACUCGGUGCCUCUUCGAAAAGCUUCGUUGUUUCCAAGGUUUUCGCAAGAGCCGGACAGAGCUAAUGUGGCUUCUUCUACAGGUCUGCGGAAAUGCGUUAUCACACACACUGGAGCAUCCCGAGCGAAUUGUCCACUGCAUUGACAUCUUCAAUCUACUCUUCAGAGAGCACGAGCCAUUGCCAGUGCCAGAUGCAGGUGACACCAAGGCGGCGAAGAAGAUGGCAGCUGCUUCUUUUGUAGUGCUGCUGAUAGAAAAGCUGGGGGAGAAGGUGGUGAAGAGGCCAGUGCCAAAAAUCCUGGUGAACCAGGUCAUUUUCAUCAAGAGUAUGGUGUCGAAGGCAUCGCCCGGCAGAUGGUUCGACUCCUACCUCACCGCGGUGGUGAUGAAUGCAGCAUCUCUGCAGCAAGAGCCACACCUUGCUCUGGUCAGCGGGUUUGGUGAUCAGCUGACAGGUCCGCCGUCAGCUUACUCCACUCCACCACACGGAACACCACCUACAAAGCCGUGCUCCCUGGCCUUCCUCGACUCAUUGACAGUGCACGUCAGGGUCAGUCUGCUUGUGCACCUGGUCGGCUUGAUCGGACAGCACUCAGCACAGUAUCAACGUGGCCUACCACCAUCACCAGCCCUCUUAGAGACAUACUGCCGACUCCUGCACUCACUGGAAACCGAAUCAUUCGGCAUCAAGCUCUUCCACAGUACAGUUUUGUCAACAGUCUUUCGUCAUCGUUCCAUGCCAACACUAAAUGCACUGAUAGAGAUGGUGGCGUAUCAUAUUCGUCUCCACCAUGUUCAGCCACACUACAGAACUAACCUUUUGGCUAACAUCUUCCAGGAAACGACUAUGGGCCCUGGCAGCAGCAACCAGCUGUUUCUGAAUGUGGAGGCCGCUGCUCUGCGACUCAUCGCAAGCUGUGCCUGUGCUGAAAUGCACAAGGAGUUUGGCAGACUCGGUAGCGACAUCAAACUUUUUGUUAUAUCUGAUGGCGAUGAGCUGAACCGAUCGCUGGCUCUUACGGUGGCGCGGGGUCUGCAUGUGUCUGGUUGUGACCGCCAUGCCAGCGCUUGGGUGGAUGUCAUCAUGCGCACGCUGCAGAAUUCUAUGAACUUCACCUGGUCGGAGCAGGUCCUUCGCUGCAUGCCCCAGUCGCUACAAGACUACUUUCCUCUGUGCGCUACGCAGCUGGGCAAGCUCAACCUGCUUGAAAAGGUUGAGAAGGAAGAAUGGCCAGCCUUCCAAGCUAUGAGUGCUGAAGCAGCUGUAUCCCACUUCAAGGUCUCCACCUCUUACACGUUCUUCUGUCUGAUGUGGAAGCAGCUGCUGGAGACGGGGUGUUUGACGACAGUAUACUUGCGUGUGAUCGAGAGUAUAACGCCGCUGCAGAUCUCCCAUCACAUUCGCACGUUCUGUGACUACCUUGUCACAGUGCACUCGCAAAAGAACCAGAAUGCCUUGGAGGAAUUGGAAAAGAGCCUGGCAGCAGUCAGUGACAUGGUGUGGAAGUAUGACGUUCUCCCUCUGGACAAGUUUGUCCUUGUCAUGGUGAUGCGAAAUUAUGACACAAAUGCCUCGCGCAAGGCGUUUUUCAUAGUCCAGCUUCUCCUUCUGAAGAACAACGAAUUCCGCAAACGUGUGAACUUCUUCGUCAAAACGGUAUCGCCCUACUAUUGGCUUGCGGAAGAUAGCUAUGUGGAGCACCAUGAGUACCUCCAGACGUUUCCGGAGAACUUACGCUUUGAAGGCUUGGCACGUGCUGUCGGAGAGAUUCGGACUGGAGAACCAGCAUUGCAGCCAUACUUAGGUAAUGUCUGCUUGCGAUUUCUACCGGUGUUUGAUCUACUGAUUCAUCGCAUGAUGGAAAUGCUGUCAGUGACUGGCAUCGAGAAGUCGCUCAUCACCAUACUGGACCAUCUUGGACAACUCUACCGGUUUCAUGACCAGCCUGUGCUGUUCUUGUACAGUACAUUGCACUACUACGAGAACGCUCUUGCCACUCAUCCACACGUCAAGAAGAAAAUGGUUGCUGCCGUCAUCAAUGCCCAGCAGCUGUGUCGACCCAAAGGCUGGUGUUUGUCAACUCUGUUUCAGAACUACCUGUUGAAAGCGGAGCCGGCCACUGCCAACUGCUGGGUACCGCCGCUGGACUACUACACGGCAUUGCUGGUGAAGCUUGUCAAGACAUUCCAGGGCCACGAUACUGGUUUUCCACAUCUAGACUGGCGCUUUGUGGAGUUCUCCAACUCUACCGACCUGGCAGUUCACUGCACGUGCCUGGAGCUUCUGGCCUUGCCCUGCGACGGUGAAAGAGUCGUCACCGACCUGCUGGAGGCCAUGAUAGCAAAUGUCAUGAAAAUGUCGGAUGAGGAGUCUGUGAUUUCCUGGAUCAACGCCGUGGCGAGCGUUCUUGUGAUGUUGCCGGAGACAUACUGGGGCGUUCUCAUGAAUCGUAUCAUUGACUGUCUGCAUGCCAUGGCGGUGGAGGAAGCAGCAGCAGAGAGCACUGUUGCAGCUAGCAAUGGUACACCCAUGGAAGAAGAACCAGCCAUUGAACUCGGCCGAGGCAUCAAAGUCAACCUGCUGGGCUGGAGCAAGUGUACUAAGCCGGUGGUGAUACGCUGGCGCAUUUGCCUAACCAUGGCCAGGUGCUUCUGGCACCAUUCCACCAUCGGCCAGCUGUCUGGCUUGCCAGACGUUGUGAGACAUCGGCUGAAGCCCGUUGUCAAGACUGAGCGCCAGUUCCUGUUCGUGCUGCAAAUGCUCGGACCCAGCUUGCAGCGUAUGAACGAAGAGAGAACCCGCUGCUUGAUAGACCUUGUACAGGAGCUGCACAGGAUGCUGCUGACAGUGGAUAAACAGUGCAAGCACCUGGACUAUCUCGACAUGUUCUGUGACUAUCUGUACCAUCUGAAGUACAUGUAUGUCGGCGAACAUAGUAAGGAGAAGUUGGAGGAAGUGUUCAACAGUCUUCGUCCUUCUAUCCAGGCGCGCCUUCGCUUCAUGAUGAACGCGAGCCGCUGAUUCUAACGCAGGACACGCCGUAGGUACCAGACUUGGAGCAGUGUGCGUGCGAAUGCAGGUGUGUGUGUGUGUGUGUGUGUGUGUGUGUGUGUAUGUGCACAUGCAGGUGUGUGUGUGUGUGUGUGUGUGUGUGUGUGUGUUUGUUUGUGUGUGUGUGCAUAUGCAGGUGUGUGUAUGUGUGUGUGUGUGCGUGCAUGCGUGCGUGCGUGUGUGCGCACGCGCGUGUGUGCGGUACUUGUCAUGCUAGCCGCCGAGCAUUCAAGGUCACACCGCAGCAGCAGCACAAGUGCACGGCUACAGAAGUAAACUAAGUCACGGAGCAGUGUACAGUAAUUGCCUGUGCUCAAAGCAUGCCGUGCACUUUCCGUUCCUGUCAAGCUAGAACAAUUCCUGACGUAACCUAUUAUGACUGAGCUUAGCAGCAAAUGGACCCAGUAGUAUAUAACAUUACAGUAUUGAACCUAUGCACUCUACAAAUGUUGAAACACCUCGCUCCAUUGCCCCUUUUUUCUUCUUCAAAAACUCCAGUCUCAUUCACUGCCAAUAGACUUCAAUAAUUGUAUGAAAAUUGAGAGAACUGCUCGCAGCAACGUUAUCACCUAUGUCAUUGUUAUGGAUCAAAAUCCAAAAUCACUGUAUGUAACAGGAUCACAGUAGUAGAAACAAGUGCGACCUAUCUCUACUGCUGGCAAUGUUUUAGUACCCCACCCCAUCAUUUUUGUCUGCCAGUUGCCAUUUGCUUUGUUUGGGAAAAUCGCUUCCACUCGUUCCGGUGAUGUUGGUGCUGACUUUCUGAUGCAAAUUUUUAAAACAGUAUCGUCGUUUUUAUCGCCACUAUUCUCAACAUUUCAGUUUUUUGCGUGCAAGCGUAAUAACGUUAUGACGCAUUUUGAGUCCGA
Messenger RNA from Sycon ciliatum, 5417 nucleotides. Its product is annotated as mediator of RNA polymerase II transcription subunit 23-like. Gene Ontology annotation, biological process: positive regulation of gene expression; regulation of transcription by RNA polymerase II. The transcript is spliced from 36 exons. The record is from RefSeq and is a predicted model, not a curated record. Bases 403 to 4518 code for a protein of 1371 amino acids. Gene Ontology annotation, cellular component: mediator complex; transcription regulator complex. NCBI's taxonomy places the organism in Eukaryota, Metazoa, Porifera, Calcarea, Leucosolenida, Sycettidae.